This is a messenger RNA of Anoplophora glabripennis (Asian longhorned beetle), 1194 nucleotides long. RefSeq names its product zinc finger protein 283-like. The record is from RefSeq and is a predicted model, not a curated record. Gene Ontology annotation, cellular component: nucleus. The transcript has 4 exons. Bases 84 to 1172 code for a protein of 362 amino acids. NCBI's taxonomy places the organism in Eukaryota, Metazoa, Arthropoda, Insecta, Coleoptera, Cerambycidae. Gene Ontology annotation, molecular function: zinc ion binding.
UCCUGUGAACUUGAACAAAUAUCUAACGACGUAGGAUGUACCAAGAAUAAGAGGUUAUGUGAUAUUAUUUUGAUAAAAAGUUUAUGGAUAUGGAUAACAAAUUAAUCUGCAGACUGUGUCUCAGGAAAGAGCACCCGCGAUAUUGCAAGACUGUGUCGCCUUUAGAAGAAAACGAAGAAAGUUGCAAUAUCCUAGAGAUGUUAAGCUAUUGCAUACCAGAGAUAGACAUAUUUUUGGUUGUAGAUCCGGUGAUAUGCCUGCGGUGCAUCAACUUGCUGGAGGCUGCGUUCAAUUUCAAAACCGAGUGCCUUAAGAUCGAAGAGAAGCUGUUAACUCUCUCGCAAACCAUUGAUUCUAAAAUAGAUCUGAACUGUUUUUAUAAGAAUCUAAAAACGGUUAAUAACAAUGAUCACACACUAAUAAACAGUGUGUCGGAAACGGAGGGAAUAGAAGUGAUAAAAAUAGAAAGAGCCCUUGAACAAAAGUCAGAAUCUGGCAAAAAAGGGACCAACUUCAACUGUGAUAAAUGUUACGGUUGCAAAAACAAGUUCAAAGAUCCAAGUUACCACAACAAAGUCUACGUCAGUCCAUUCAUUUGUUACAACUGCGGUAAACAGGCGAACACCAUCGAGCAGUUCCGCAAACACAUCACCAAGCAUCGGAGACAGAGGAAAUGCAAGGUUUGCCAGAAAAACUUCAGAGAUCUGACACAGUUGACGGUGCACCUCCGAACCCACACGGGUUCCAAGCCGUUCUCCUGCAAGCUGUGCGGAAAGUCCUUCCGUCAGAAGCACAAUCGGGAUCAGCACCUCAGGGCGCACAGAGGGGACAGCACGGUCAAGUGCAACGUCUGCGACAAAGUGUUCUCGACAAAGUACAACCUCAAGGUGCACGUGCAGAACACACACGUUAAGAAACCCAGGUGCGAACUUUGCGGAGCCGGGUUUUACACCAAAUCGGCUUUGAUCAAACACUUGGAAACGGACCUGGAGACUUGCGGCAAGACAAUUAAAACGGAGAUUUUGGCAGGUCCCCCUGCCGAAGACUUCAUUAAAACCGAACCAGAAUACGUUUUCGCGACAGAGAGCAUCCAAAAAAUCCUGAAAGAGGAAAACCUGGACGAGGAGGAAUACAAACCUGUGUUCACCGAAGAAGUGGAUAUCGUUAAUUGAUCCACCAAAUUCUUUGUAGUCU